Molecule: messenger RNA, 1268 nt
Organism: Hordeum vulgare subsp. vulgare (domesticated barley)
Lineage: Eukaryota; Viridiplantae; Streptophyta; Magnoliopsida; Poales; Poaceae
Exons: 1
Coding region: 75-1136 (353 amino acids)
Source: RefSeq, a predicted model, not a curated record
GUCUCGUUAGUGAGAUCCAGAACUGUGUGGUGAAGCGCCGUUCAGUAAAAUCAGCAGCAGAUCCAAUCUUAACGAUGGCGGGCGCUGUGGAGCAAAAUCGUCUUCUUGUAGUCGUGGAGAUCGGCGGCCUUGAGCACCAGUACCAUUUCGUGGAGGUCAACAUCAGAGGUAUGUUCUACCCUGAUUCCGGUUCGGUACCCAACAAAUCAUCGGUGAGGGCUAGGGCUACUGCAACAGCGAGGGCUACGGCGAGGGCUUGUGGGUCGCUGUGCAGCCUUCCGGUCCCCAUGGCCCGUUACAGGACGUCAAUCGACAUGCCCGAGCGCAUAGAUUUCGCCCUCAUCGGCACCAACAUAGCGGGCGUCUCCAGCAACGGCAACACCUUCAUGAUGUCCGACCCGCGAUCCGGCGCACUGUCGGCAGGGCCGGAGCUGCAGAGCUUACGCAGUCGCGCCUAUCUCAUCCCGCUGGGGCACCGUCUGUACGCGCUCAGCCAAUACAUGUACGAUCUGGAUCAGCUGACCUGCCUCGAGACAUUACCCCUCCCUGGGAGACGCCGGCAGGAACCCUGGCAUGCCCUCCCCGACCCUCCGCCUGGCUACCGCUGCUUGGACGCGCCGCGGGUCACGGCCUACCUCGCCGCUGGAACGCGACUGUGGGUCUCGGCAGAGGGGAUGGGCACCUGCACUUUCGACACUAUUCGGCGCGAGUGGCGCAAGGAGGGCGACUCGGAGCUGCCCUUUCAAGGUCGCGGUCUCGUCGUCCCCGAGCUCGGUGGCCUCUGCUUCGGUCUGUGCCCCAAGAAGAACUGCCUGUGUGCCUGCGACAUCCAGCAAUCCCCUCCGGCAGUCCGGUAUAUGUGGGAGGAUACGCGGCCACGGUGUAAUCCGUCCGGCACCCGUUUCUGCUUCUACCCACCAGAAGUAAACUUGAUAUAUAUUGGGAAUGGAAAGUUUUGCAUCUCAUGGAACAUUCGAUUCGGUAACCAGGCGCCCCUGCGCCCUGCCAUCUUGUUGACGGCCCUACAAGUCCUCGCCUCUGCUGUCGGUAAGCUCCGGGUUGUCAACCACAAGGUUCGCUUCUAUCAGAUGCCAAGCCAGGGCAAUGUGGCACAUGCUCUUCAGCCUGACUUUUGAAUUAACAUGGAAGUCGUGCAUCGGCAAAUAUAGGCUGGAAAUUCGUCUUUGUUGUGUGUAUCCAAUUGUAUAAUUAUCUACUCCCUCCGUUUUUAAAUAUAAGUCUUAUUAAAGAUUUUACUAAGAGACUAC